UCUUGCGUGGGACAAUAUGUUCAAGAGAAUGGCCGAAUUUGGGCCUGACUCCGGCGGGAGAGUGAAGGGGGUUACCAUCGUUAAGCCCAUAGUUUAUGGUAAUGUUGCUCGAUAUUUUGGGAAGAAACGAGAAGAAGAUGGACACACCCAUCAGUGGACAGUCUAUGUGAAACCAUAUAGAAAUGAGGAUAUGUCAGCAUAUGUGAAGAAAAUCCAGUUUAAGUUACAUGAAAGCUAUGGCAAUCCUUUAAGAGUUGUUACUAAGCCUCCAUAUGAAAUUACUGAAACGGGAUGGGGUGAAUUUGAAAUAAUCAUCAAAAUAUUUUUCAUUGACCCUAAUGAAAGACCUGUAACCCUGUAUCAUUUAUUAAAGCUGUUUCAAUCGGACACCAAUGCAAUGUUGGGGAAAAAGACAGUGGUUUCAGAGUUCUAUGAUGAAAUGAUAUUUCAAGACCCAACAGCAAUGAUGCAGCAGUUAUUAACAACAUCUCGUCAACUAACAUUAGGAGCCUAUAAACACGAAACAGAAUUUGCAGAACUUGAAGUGAAAACCAGAGAAAAAUUAGAAGCUGCCAAGAAAAAAACAAGCUUUGAAAUUGCAGAGCUUAAGGAGAGAUUAAAAGCAAGUCGCGAAACUAUAAAUUGUUUAAAAAAUGAAAUCAGAAAACUUGAAGAAGAUGAUCAGACGAAAGACAUAUGAACAGUUCUGAAGAAAACCUGGUUGAAGACUAAAGUGAAAAUGAGGGUGAUUUUAAUGACGAAAUGGACUUGGUGCAAAUGCUGUGUUGUUUCUCAGAGGAGCUGCACAUGUGCGUGUUGACUUUGGAUUUCUCAGCGAAGGGUCAAAAGCAUCGGUACUAUUCGAGCACCCUGUAACCACACGUCUAUGUGUAUAGUAGGAAUAGAUGUGGAAUAGACCAACUCAUCUUAGGGAACUUCUUUGACGUUAAGCACAAUUUUAACAACUUUUUAUUGUGGUAUAAGUGUAGGUUAUUAGCCUUUGACAGGUAUCAAAAUUUCAUAAUACAGUAUAACUUGUAUAUAUUUUGUACUUCUCUAGUAGUCAGAAUUAGUGAUAAAACGAACAUGUGUAUUUCAUUUCUUUAACUUCUUACCUGUCCCAUGCUUUCUCUUUUGUAUAUGAUGUGUCCAGUAAGUACUCAAUAAAAGUAGUUCUCAGAUCCCA
Tupaia belangeri chinensis (Chinese tree shrew) is the source of this 1186-nucleotide messenger RNA. It is a transcript of the gene YEATS4, whose product is annotated as YEATS domain containing 4. The transcript has 8 exons. Gene Ontology annotation, biological process: regulation of DNA-templated transcription. Bases 17 to 700 code for a protein of 227 amino acids. The record is from RefSeq and is a predicted model, not a curated record. NCBI's taxonomy places the organism in Eukaryota, Metazoa, Chordata, Mammalia, Scandentia, Tupaiidae.